This is a messenger RNA of Cottoperca gobio, 3368 nucleotides long. RefSeq names its product calcitonin receptor-like b (gene calcrlb). The record is from RefSeq and is a predicted model, not a curated record. Gene Ontology annotation, cellular component: plasma membrane. Gene Ontology annotation, biological process: cell surface receptor signaling pathway; adenylate cyclase-activating G protein-coupled receptor signaling pathway; angiogenesis. NCBI's taxonomy places the organism in Eukaryota, Metazoa, Chordata, Actinopteri, Perciformes, Bovichtidae. Gene Ontology annotation, molecular function: calcitonin gene-related peptide receptor activity; calcitonin receptor activity; adrenomedullin receptor activity.
CUCAGUGUCGCCUCUGACUCUGCUGUGAAACACACACGCUGAAGGACUACUCUUCUGUAAUCUCCAAUACAGUUGUAUUUCUUUUCCUGUAAAGCUAAACUCCCCGACUAAAGGAUUACUCUUCAAGAAGUGGCAAGCUCUUAGUUUUGAAUAUUUUUCUGCUCCUGCAAAGUUACAAACGACUGUCAGCGUUCCUCAGAAAACCCACGAUGAUCAGAGCGCAGAUGGAUCUAAACUGCGUCAUGUCUCUCCUGGUGCUGUGCGCCAUCAAUAAGCUGCUGGUGGUGGCGAGCUCUGAAGAUGAUUACCCGGAGCAUCUGAACCAUCGGGGCGAACAUCACUCCACGCGGAACCAAAUCGCCAAGGCCCAGCACGAAUGUUUCCAGAGGAUUGUGAAAGAAUCGCACCGCAAACCGAAAACAAUCGGGCCGGUGUGCAACAUGACGUGGGACGGGUGGCUGUGCUGGGAUGAAUCUGAAGCCGGACCAACAGAGCAGAGCUGUCCGGACUACUUUAAAGACUUUGAUCCUCAUGCCGUGGCAUCCAAAGUGUGCGCAGAGACAGGCGAGUGGGGACGCCACCCCGAGAGCAACAGGACGUGGACAAACUUCACAAACUGCCAAGCCAACACGACGCAUCACGGGACAGCGGCAAUGACUCACUUCUACUUGGUCAUGAUUGGUCACGGCCUGUCGCUGGUGUCGUUGCUCAUAUCAUUAGGGAUAUUCUUCCACUUUAAGAGCCUGAGCUGCCAGAGGAUAACGCUGCACAAGAACCUCUUCUUCUCAUUCGUGCUGAACUCCAUCAUCACUGUCGUCUGGCUAACAACAGUGGUGAAGAAACAGGGACACACGUACAACGAUUCUGCAAGCUGCAAGCUGCUCAUGUUCAUCCACCUGUAUCUGUUGAGCUGUAACUACUUCUGGAUGCUCUGCGAGGGCAUCUACCUGCACACGCUGAUCGUUGUGGCAGUGUUUGCAGAAAAACAAUAUCUCAUGUGGUAUUAUCUGCUGGGCUGGGGUUUUCCACUGGUGCCAGCGGUGAUACAUUCAAUAGCUCGCCACUGCUACUACAACGACAAAUGUUGGGUCAGCUCAGAUACUUCCUUGCUGUACAUUAUCCACGGCCCCAUCUGCGCCGCAUUGGUGGUGAAUCUGUUCUUCCUGCUGAACAUCGUUCGGGUUCUCAUCACCAAGCUGAGAGUGACGCACCAGGCCGAGUCCAGCCUGUACAUGAGGGCCGUGAGAGCCACCCUCAUCCUCAUCCCUCUGCUCGGCAUCCAGUUUGUCCUGCUCCCCUACAAGCCCCAGGAUCACUGGGUCGUUGAGAUCUACUUGUACGUCAUGGAAAUCCUCAUGCACUACCAGGGUCUCUUGGUUUCUACAAUAUUCUGCUUCUUCAACGGGGAGGUGCAGACCGUCCUGCGGAGAAACUGGAACCAGCAGCGGAUGCAGUUCGCCGGCACAUUCGCAAACGCCGACUUCUUCCGCUCAGCCUCCUAUGUGGCGUCGUCGCUCACGGAGGUUCACCGCUGCUACAGCAUCGAAAGCCACACCGAGCACAUGAACGGCAAGAGCUACUCAGACAUAUUCAGAUCGGAAAGCCCUUUCGUGUGAAGGUGGUACGUCAGGUUCACUGUUUCUUUGACUUCUCCCACGAUGUUUCCAAGAUUUACGUCCUCUUGGAGUUUUACUACUGUUCAUGGAAACAAACGUGCGUCUUCUUGGACGCUUCUUCCAUCUCCCAGCCAAAGAAAACUCACAUAUCUUUCACUUUUUCUCACAAAUAGACGAAGCGUGAGACUGAAGACACUGUUUUUCAUCCUUCUUCGACAUAAGGAAGUCCCCAUGAAUCACUGUAAAGCAUUAACUUAAAGAAUUAAAGCUUUUUUGCAUCAUGUGGAAUAAACUUGAAGAGCCAUCGAAGCUGUGCAAAAGAAAGGCAAACAAGGUGGAAAGGCACAUUUAUGCCUUUCAGGAAGUAAAAGAACAAAGCACCAUGAUUUCUGGUGUCAGUACUUUACAGAACUACACGUGUACAAUUAAAAGAGAAGUACAAACACACGACAAAUAGAAGAAAUAAACAGCUAGCUUGCUUUUUAAUUAACGGCUCAGAAUAUAAUGCGAGGAGAGUUUUCUAUUUAUGUAUUAUGUACUUUUAGCUAAGUUAAAAACAAAUAAUGAGGUUCACAAAGAAAUGUUGUUAUUUAACAUUUUCUCAUCACGUCUUCGAUAGCUACACGUUAAGUUAGGCUCACUGUUUUCCUCGCUUCAUAUCUGAUUAUUCCAAAAUGCUGGAGAGACCGUGAGUCACAUGUGUUGUACAUAUAUUUGUGUAUGAAUAUGACAUAUCAAGGCACAAAAUAUGAAGCCUUUAGUGUACUUUGUAUAUUUCCCCAGUCAUCUAGGAACUCUUGUAUAUUACUUAUGUUAGACUGCAGCUGGUUUAUUAAUACUAUAAAGUUUUUUAAAAAGAUGAUUUGACGAGGAACUGACUCACUGAUAAGAUAAAGUCCGUCGCCUCAAGUGAAAGAUAAGAGGAAACUUUCCUGACGAGUGAAGAGCUGCUGGUUUCGGCCUUCCAAAACAGGAAAUACACUUGUUUCUGUUUGUUCAAUAUGAACAGGGUUAGCUUAGCUUAGCAUAAAGACUGGGAACAGGGGGAAACUGCUAGCCUGGCCGCAAGCAUUACUUCUCCACAUCUUUUUAACUAUUCCUUUUGCAGCAAUAAACCUUUUAUUAAAACUUGCUAAAAUGCUUAGAAAUAUUCUUUUCUCUUUUGGAAUCACAGAAUAUUUCUGUCAUUCAUAAUAAUGUGUACUAUAACAAUUUACAAGACAGUCAUUUCUGCUUUUUAGUAAAGGAAACUCUUUUUUUAAUACACAGUAAAAUCAAUAAUAAUAGUGUUUUGUAUUGCUAUUAACAUGGGCUGCAUUGGAAAAGAAAAACAUAUAUUUCUAUACUAAAAUGGUCUAAACUCAAGGUUCACUUACUGGCUUCCUGUGGAGCUUUCAACCGUAUUCUACUGCCUUCCUCAGCAUAUGUAACUUGCUCAGGUGUUAUUAAGUGAUGUAAAAGGGGUGUUAUAUGGGGCAAGGGUGAACUUCAGUCUGACUAUAGUUCUAUUCGCUGAAGAAGUCCAUGGGACACAAUCAAAAGCCCUGCAAAAAAUCUAGUAAGUGAACCUUGAGUGUAGAAUAUUUUAUAAAUAAAUACAUCUGUGUUUUCCCAUGUUGGAGGUGUUACGCAAGAUCAUUUUAGUCACAGUCUGAAUCUCAUUUUUUGUAACAUAGCUUGUUCAUACUGAAGUAAUAAUGUUGUAAAUAAAAACAAGCUGUUUCAAACUGAGAUUCAGAAGAAGAAGAAAAA